AUGUCGGCGUUGGUAGAGCCUUUCGCGGAGUUUUCGCCCACCCAGGACAUCAACGUCCUUGCCGCCGCUGUCGACGGCCUGCAUCCCCCCCGCGCAUUCGGGGACACGCCUCAUGGGUUCUCGUUCUACUACGGUCCGAUGAAGGGCAUGAUGCCGGACUUGUGGCAAAACGACGAGCUGAAAUCCCCGCGCGACUCGAAGCAGCAGGCGGCCAUCUCGUUCCACCUCAAGACGCAGGCUAAAUUUGGAACCAACGUCAAGUGCACGCUGCCUCUUGCCAACACUAUUUUCCAAAAUGGUCUGCAAUCUACCUUGUUGGCGAGCCGCUGGCGUUGGUCAGGACCCGACUCUAGUCCAAAGCUGGCUCAUGUCACAGAGAAGCAGUCCCAGAAUGUCACUUGUUGGGACCCACACCGUGAUACAACAAUCGUCAUCGAGUCCCCGUUGCUCCCAAUCACUGCCCCUCGGAAGAUUCUCGCAGGGCUGGGCAAUAUUAUUAGACAGGUUGAGGUGGAUGGCAAGGAAACUCCGGCUUCGGCAGAGCUCGAGAAAGCCGUCAACGAGCUGUACGCUAGACGAUCGAAAGAAGGGCACGGGUUCCCGCCGGGCCCCGUAGGUGUCUGGGCUAUCGUUCUGCCCCCAGGCCCUAUGCAAGCCGCAGACUUGGAAUACCUGCAGGAAUGGUCCGAGAACUUGAACCAAGUUCAAACCGCGUACGAAGAAUGGGGGGAGGUCAUGGAAUUCAAACGUCUUGUCCAGAAGCUCUUGCGACAUGGCGGCAGAAUCUACAAGAUCCUGAGCGGUGGAGGAGGGUGGGGAAAGAAGCAGGGCCUCCUUUCGUUGGAUCCCGAAACUACCUACUCGGCGUCGUCUGGGGAGGAAGACUUGGACAGCUUCAUCAGCUCCUUCAUGAGCCAACAUGAUGGGAGUGCUCAGCAAGGCGUGGUCGCUCCGGGAUCAUACAUUCAAUACGCUAUUACACCCGCCAUGAGCGCCCGACCGGACGUUUCGACAUCGAAAGGCGCGACCUUGAGUAUUGCCUUUGGCGCAUCGGAACCUGCAAUGUCGGAGGAGCCGCUGUCGACCGCCGGUUCUUCGAAAUGGAAGGUCGUCCCUGGGCAUUUCGGCGCGGUAUCGAGCCAUGGGCUCUUUAUUAAGUCUGAGACAAACGGCUUUGUCAGCGAUUCAAAACUCGACGCGCCGGGGUCGUGGUUGGGAUAUUUGAUGUUGGGCAACCGAUGA
Messenger RNA from Colletotrichum spaethianum, 1242 nucleotides. RefSeq lists its product as uncharacterized. The transcript is spliced from 2 exons. NCBI's taxonomy places the organism in Eukaryota, Fungi, Ascomycota, Sordariomycetes, Glomerellales, Glomerellaceae. The record is from RefSeq and is a predicted model, not a curated record. The coding region runs from base 1 to 1242 and encodes 413 amino acids.